GUGGGAGUACGAAUAUACUUAGUCAUGAAGUCUUUUUAGGACAAGAAGCAAGACGUGUUUUUGGCAUCUACACAAAGCUGAAUACCAUAUUACCCAGGAGGAAGUGAUUUUCUGCGAAAGAAAAGCCCAGAGUGUGAGGAAAUGAGAGAGAAAUUCCGCGAGGCCGCUCGAGGUGUGGCCGAAACAGUCCUUCUGCUGUGAGGGAGAAUUGCUCUCCUGUCUUUUCUCUCUCCUGAUGCCUCCUUCUGCACUGUAAAUUCAUGAUCACAUGACUUUGGAUAUGGACGCAGUCCUGUCCGACUUUGUCCGUUCUACUGGAGCUGAACCCGGACUGGCCAGAGACCUGCUGGAGGGAAAGAAUUGGGACCUCUCGGCUGCGCUGAGUGACUUUGAACAGCUGAGACAAGUGCACGCUGGGAACCUCUCAUGCACCUUUGCUGAGGAGAGAGAAUAUCCCUCCAUUGAGCGGAUAGGGCGGCCCCUCUUGCAUCGCCAAGAUGAGGUUGUGCAAGGUACAAAAGCACUAGAAGCAGCCACAGAGAAGCGACUGUCGAGGGGAAUCUCUCACGCCAGCUCCACCAUCGUCUCUCUGGCCCGCUCGCACGUGUCCAGUACGGACGGCAGCAGUGAGCCGCUUCUGGACACUCCGCUCUGCACCUUCCAGUUGCCUGACCUCACAGUCUACAGAGACGACUUCCGCGGCUUCAUCGAGAGAGACCUCAUUGAGCAGUCCAUGAUGGUGGCACUGGAGCACGCUGGACGGUUGAACUGGUGGACUCGUUUGGGGACUGGCUGUCAGAGUUUAUUACCUCUGGCUACUAGUGGUGAUGGAAACUGUCUGUUACACGCUGCCUCACUGGGUAUGUGGGGCUUUCAUGAUCGAGACCUGAUGCUGCGGAAGUCUCUCUAUGCACUGAUGGAUCAUGGGCAGGAGAGGGAGGCUUUAAAGCGAAGGUGGAGAUGGCAACAAACCAUGCAGAACAAAGAGUCGGGACUGGUUUACACAGAGGAAGAGUGGCAGAAAGAGUGGAAUGAGUUGUUGAAACUGGCAUCCAGUGAACCCAGGAUACACUACAGCACUAACGACAGCAACGGUGCCGAGUCACAGGAGGAGCCGGUGUACGAGAGCCUGGAGGAGUUUCAUGUGUUCGUUCUUGCUCAUGUGCUCCGCAGGCCGAUAGUGGUGGUGGCUGACACCAUGCUGCGGGACUCUGGGGGAGAAGCUUUUGCACCAAUCCCAUUUGGAGGGAUUUACCUGCCCCUGGAAGUACAAGCCAACAAGUGCCACAGCUCCCCUCUCGUUCUGGCAUAUGACCAGGCCCAUUUCUCUGCCCUGGUCUCAAUGGAGCAGAAAGACCGUUCCAAAGAACAAGUGGUGAUCCCUCUUACGGACUCAGAUCAUAAGAUGUUGCCUUUGCACUUUGCUGUGGAUCCUGGAGAAGACUGGGAAUGGGGCAGAGAUGACAAUGAUAAUGUGAUGCUAGCAAGUGUAACCUUAUCUCUGGAGGCCAAGCUCCAUCUGCUGCAUAGCUACAUGACUGUCACCUGGCUUCCUCUACCCUGUGAGGUACAGCAGGCCCCAUUGGCCCAACCAGAGUCACCUACGGCAUCUGCAGGAGAGGAUGCCCGCACCCCGCCAGACUCUGGAGAGUCUGAUAAGGAGUCCGUCAGCAGUAGUUCCAAUGGCAAUGGAGACAGCAGCACUACUGGAACCAGUGGGACAACAGGCAAAACGAGUGGUGGAUCUUCCAGCUCCUCUAGCUCAUCCAGUAACAGUUCAACAGAGACAACCAGCACAAUUGGAAAGGAGAAGGGGAAGAAAGACAAAGAAAAGGAUAAGGACAAGAAACGUGCAGACUCCGUUGCCAACAAGCUGGGUAGCUUUGGCAAGAGCUUGGGCAGUAAGCUGAAAAAGAAUGUGGGAGGCCUGAUGACGGGGAAGAAUACAAUUGGAACUGGACCCAAACAGGAGGGUCAAGAGAAGAAGAAAGGCUCUCUGAGAGGUCGUAAGGACAGCUCUCCCUCUAUUCAAACCGGCUCUGAGGACUCUGGGAAAGGUUCACCCUCCUCAACCAGUGAGCGGCAAAAUGGAAGCUAUUCUUCAGAAAGUGACCCUUUUAAGUACAGCUCUGAUGUGAAAGUGAGUCUUAGCAUCCUCCGAUCCGCUAUGCAAGGCGAAAGGAAGUACAUCUUUGCUGCGGUACUCACUACAAGCAACCGGCAGCCAUUUCAGGAGGAAAUGAUCCAACGCUACAUGGUUGAUGCCGAGGAGCGCUUCCGUGCUGAACAGGAACAAAGAAGGGAAGCUGAACGGAAAGCGACAGGAGGUCUUGCAACAACUGCUGGGUCCCAACUGAAAAAGGAUGGGCCUGAGCUGAGUUACCGAAGUUUUGAAAGCAAAGAGGAAGUUACUGAUAACUCGCCUCCUACCUUUAAUGCUUUGAAGUCAUCGUCUUUCAGCCCGGUGAUGUACUCUGGUGUGGUCCCAAUCCCUAGGGCCACCUUCAUUGACCAUUCUCCUACCCCACCCACGCAGCAUCUCCAUAUGCAUGGUUAUUUGGAUACACGACGGCAGCUGGCAGGAGGUUCACCGUCUUCUUACCCAGGCCUACCAUCCUAUGCUACUUUGCCCCGACACUGCCCCCUAGCACAGGGCCCGCCCCAUACCCAGUACCACCCACCCUCCACCAGCUUGGGCAGCCCAUCCCGUAUCAUCAGCCCCUGCCUGACGUCUUUUCCCCAAGACCAUGACCCAAUUGAUUACCAAACCGAGCCUGCUGGAGGCUACAGGAAUGGCUUACGGGACGCACGAUUCACUUUGGACAGUCGCAACGGGCCGAUGCCCGUGCGGCAUUACUCUUUAGGCAGUGCAGGGGGCCUCGCCAACCUGCAGUCCAGCAGAUGCCGAACGCCUACCUGCAAUUACUACGGCCACCCCGAGACGGGCAAUUACUGCUCAUACUGCUACCGAGAGGAGCUGAAGAGACGGGAAACAGAGCCGGCCAUACAUAGGUUUUGAAUGGACAAUCUCUGUUCAGUUUCUCUCCUUUAGGACUCAUUGGAGCCCACCGUGUGAGCCACAACAUAUCCUGUUUGUGUGGAUCGUUGUUUAAGUUCGGCCUUUCUGAACCAGGUUACUGAGACUCGGCGUCCACAAUGAGUGGCCAUUGUGGGAAUGGAACUGCUGUUGUGUUACAUUUGCUGUGGCUCAUAGGCAGGAGCUUUAAGCUCCUCCCACAUUUGCUUGAUGUGGUCAUCCUCUUUCCUGUCUCCUUAUCUCCUCCUAGUGGUGAGAAUGUAGAGCACAGGCAAUAGACAUUGGAGCACAGUGUGCUGUUGCAUCACACGAACACGCCACAUACCCCAAAAUACAUGUUAAGCACAACCAGAAAAUCCGUAUUUAUAUCCGCUGCAUUUGUAUACAUAAUAAUAGACAUUUCAAGUAGGAUUUCAGCUGCAAUCAAUGUAAGACUUGCCAUAUUGCGAGUGUAAGGCAAAAACACACGGUUAACUUCAAGUGAGUGUUAUCUGCAUUGGACCAACGCUACAAUAAUUUAACUUGUAUCCUUUUGAAGCCAUACUCGACUGGCUUAAAUUAGCUAAAAUGGUGCUUUCUCGCUUCUAAGAUGUUCAACUUAUGGAGCUGAACCUUGAUAGCCAAAGGUUUUGCUUUGGGUCUUCACAUGUCCAUAUUAAAAAAUCACAGUCGUUUAUGUUCUAUUAAGUGUUUCUAGAACAUUUAAAAGUGCAAAACCUUUCAAAUUUGUGCAAAAAAGGAAGGAAAUCAGAUGUCAUUUUUCAGAAAUGGUUCUAGGUGGUAAAUGGUAAAUGAGUUCUAGGUGCUCGCAGGUCUUCAAACGUUACUGCCCCAAAUGAUAAUGAUCGAUCACCCCCAAAGCAGACCAAAUCAAGCACUUUUCUAAUGUCCAGAGGUUGUGCGUGUGGGUUCCAGACAUGACAAUGAAUAGACUGUUAUGUUGCUGUGCUUCUAGUCUGGCAUUUUGCUUUGUUCUGGAGGUAGAGCUUGCAGUUCCACUGGCGUGGACUGCAGAGGUCAGGGUUCGGCUGUAGGUGCCACUGUUGUGUGCAAGCUCACUUGUUUCCUAGUUGCCUUUUCAGUCUUCGUUCAGGGGGAUUGUUGAUCAGAAUUUCUACUUUUGUUUGAUUUUGGGUACGCAGUGCUGAUUAUAGUGUUUUUGAUAUUUGUGGAUGUAGAGGGAUGCUAGCAGAUCUCUCAGUAUCUCAAUUAUGCAAUGCACCAUGCAUCGAGAUUUUAUCUUUUCAAAAUACUAUUACACUGUUAACAUACAGUAAAGCCUCCGAUAAAGCCAGCCAGAAAUGAAAAUACUGUUAUUAACUCAGCCUUGCACGCUAUUCCAAACCUGUAUGACAGGCAAAUACAAAAGUAGAUUGUUCUUUUCCAUACAAAAAAAAGUAAAUGUGGACCAUACAACUUGUGCAGUAUAUUUCAAGUAGCCAUGCAAUAACUUAAGGUAAGUAAUGGACCAGAAGUCAUUAUUCACAGAAAGUCUUCCGCUCCAUUUCACCUACUGGCAAAUUUGACGCCAGUGAUGACAAACAGCAUUUGGUUCUUGUGUCUUAACUGAGCACAACAAGCCAAAGUGAAUGUGCGAAUGAGAUUUUGAGAGCUACGUUGGAGAGCAAAACUGCUAAUAUAGCACACAUGCACUCAGUUUUCUGUGAAUCUGAGUCUAGAUGUGUCAAACCAGUCUGUUACAUGUCAUUUACUUGUUGCUAAUUGUGCUCUGUUAAAAUAUUUAGUUACAGAGUUUUGACUUUGCACAGCAGAGCAAAUGUCCCCAUUUCAUUUCAUUAUAUGGAAAAGAGCAGACUGGACGUUCUGCUAAACAUCCCAUUUUGUGUUUGACAGCAGAAAGAAAGUCAUACAGGUUCAGAACGAAAUGAGGGUGAGGAAAUGAUGACAGGUUCUUCAUUUUGGGCUGAACUGUCCCUUUACCUUCUCAUUGCUCAUGUGAAAUGGGCUCUAUAGUACUGUAAGAGGAUGUUGCUGCUGUGAUCAUGUUCAUUUGAUGUGGUUAAGUGUUAGUGUGCUGCAUUGGUGGUAGAUGUAGAGCUGGUGUUGUAGUCACAGCGAACUCCCUUCCGCUUCUCAAACACUCAAUACAGAUGUAAUCAGUCGUAUGCAAAUAUUUGUAUAACUGUGUCAGCUCAAGGCCACAAAGUUCCCACAUUUGCAUUACUGAUUUGCACAAUUAAAUAUAUGCUAGGUUAGUAUCCUAACAAAAUUUUCACAUACCUCUUCUCUUCAUCUGGUAUCUCCCAUGUGUUUGAAGCUGUACAUUCUCAAAUUAGAUUCAUUUACAUUUUGAUGCACUAAAUUGUCUAUUGUCUAAGACAGAGUAAAGUUUUGCAGCAAAGUAAGAACCUGAAGGUUUGCUAGAUUGAUUUUUCACCCAAAAGACAGCAAGAUUUUUGACAUGUUAUUCACUCUUAUAACCAAUAGAUGGCACACAUGUUUAGGUUUCUGUUACUCUCAUCUUUGUCUGAAUCGAUGCAUCCCUAGUGACCCUUUGAGACAGAUGACACACAUUUUCAUAGUGUAAAUAAGGGACACAGAGUAUGCUGCUGCUGCUUUUGGAUUCAGAUUCUCUUUUUUUUUUUUCCCCAGUCAAGCACAUUUGAAUAGAAGCAAACAAUUAACUUAUUUUUACCAUAUACCAUUUACCCAGAUUUCCACUCUGCUAAGUCGCAAAAAGGAAUUCAGCGUGUGAGCUUGUCUUUGUGUGUGUGUGCGUCUGGUAAAUUGUGCUUUUGCAAACCUAUUGCAGCUUCAAGGCACAAACAAGAGGAAGUUGUCAGUGAAAUAACAGCUACUCUCUGUAGGAGUUUAUGUUCUCCUUCCAAUGUACUCAUCGCUUGCGUUUAACGGAUCCAGUUAUUUAACGAAUGGUCAGCCACCCCGAGCAUUGGACUUCAAUAAGAGUGCAGACAUUUUUGUAUUAAGAAAUAAAAAUGUAUAAAUACGUUCAAGUUAUUUUUGUAAAUCAAACGCAGUUUUACAGUGUUUUUUAAAGAUAAGAAUGUAUGCUGUAGGAGUUGAAGUCAGCUGAAUUGGUGGUGGAGUCAGUAUUCUGGAGCGUAUGGCGAGAAGCCUCUUAAAUCUGUGUGUUUCUUGUGAACAAACUAAUUUCUCCAUCAGUGAUCUGACAAGGUAUGAUUUGAAAAUAUAUAUUUGUAGUAAGAUUUUUCAAAAGUUUGGGAUGUUUAGUUCUGAAACUAGGAUGUUCUUUCUUACGUGGCUAGUUGUCAAGCAGACGGGCCUCCUGAAGUUUCUUAAUUUCGAUUUCUAUUUUAAAGCAAUUAUGAUACUUAAUCACAUUUUGAGUACAUUUUUUAAUGAUUGUGGGUGUGUCCACCAUCAGUUUUCACACACUAAAUUCUCUUAUUUAAUACAGUGGGCUUUUUGUUAUGAUAUAGCUUACUAUUUUUAUAUGGUAUGUUUUCAUGGAUGUGACAGAGCUACAGUCAUCAGCAUUCUACAAUUUGCAUGAGACUGAAACUGUUGCAUGUACAGAACUGGCAGAUGCAAUUUAUCUAAUCAUAUUUGUGCAUUACUUCAGGCUAAUUGGGCAAUUUGUGUUUGUUUUCAGCUGUUUUUUACCUUUCUCCUUGUUUGAAAGGUGACCCCAGGUUGUGUGACAGUGCAAUCUAGGAGGAAAGAACAUCUGAUUUUUAUGUUAGUUUUAUUUUAUUUUUUAAUUUAUUUUAUUUUUGCACUGU
Molecule: messenger RNA, 6762 nt
Organism: Sinocyclocheilus rhinocerous
Lineage: Eukaryota; Metazoa; Chordata; Actinopteri; Cypriniformes; Cyprinidae
Product: OTU domain-containing protein 7B-like
Exons: 12
Coding region: 269-3019 (916 amino acids)
Biological process (GO): protein K48-linked deubiquitination; protein K11-linked deubiquitination; protein deubiquitination involved in ubiquitin-dependent protein catabolic process
Cellular component (GO): cytoplasm; nucleus
Molecular function (GO): DNA binding; cysteine-type deubiquitinase activity; zinc ion binding
Source: RefSeq, a predicted model, not a curated record